AUGUCAACCCUCACAAUGUCCGACGCACCACCGCCAACAGCAACCGUCAUAGCGACAACCUCAGACCCUCACUCACCACUUCUCAUCGCCUGGGACGUCGUAUCCGCCGUCUUCCGCUUCGUCUACUCCUUCAACUGGUCACUCUACAUUUCCCGUCUCUUCCGCGUGUUGUCCUUUCCUUUCCGCCUCAUCCUCAUCCCCUUGGGAUUCGUUAAAAAUGUCAUUCUUGUCCUCCUUGCUCCCCUGUUCUACAUCAUCUCUUAUUCUCUAGCUGGCGUUCGCGCCGUUGUUGAUUUCCUUGUGAGCCUUGAGCCACUAUACACAUUCUUUGGCGCUGCUGCAGGCGUGGGCAUCUUUGCUGGCAUCGUCCUGGCAAUCUGCUCCUCCCUCAUCACCACCCAUCUUGGAAUGCAAGAUGACGAUAUGGCAUCGGAGCGGCGAGCCUCAAAGCAGAGCCUCACUAUUGACACGGGCAGCCGACGAGAUUCAUCCGGCAAUGAACUAGAGUGGCAAUGGCUCGACUCGCCCAGCCACAGGCGCCGCCCAGCGGCUGGUUUGCUCUCGCAGACGAUUCACGAGGAGGACGAUGACUCGGAAUAUUAG
This is a messenger RNA of Fusarium keratoplasticum, 603 nucleotides long. RefSeq lists its product as uncharacterized. The record is from RefSeq and is a predicted model, not a curated record. Bases 1 to 603 code for a protein of 200 amino acids. NCBI's taxonomy places the organism in Eukaryota, Fungi, Ascomycota, Sordariomycetes, Hypocreales, Nectriaceae. The transcript is spliced from 3 exons.